UGCCGCAGCCUCAGCUCUGUUCCGUCCUUCGCCGUCGCUGGGGACUGAACUCUGGGGCCGGGCUCCACCACCUCCGUGAGCGAGCAAGCCAGCCCAUUGGUUGGACCUCAGGCGAAGGAGCCAAUCGGCGGCGCCGCUGCUUCCUCGCCCCUCCCUGGGAGAACAGCUCUGCCGUGGCCCCAGAGGAGGAGGUGGGCAUGGCGCCCAUGCUCCAGACCACGUGGACCCACCUGAAACCCAUGACGUUCAGAGACGUGGCUGUGACCUUCAGCCCGGAGGAGUGGGGGCAUCUGGAGCCCUCCCAGAAGGAGCUUUACCGCCAAGUGAUGCUGGAGAACUAUGAGAACCUGGUCUGCCUGGGACUUGCCCUUUCCAAGCCUGACCUGAUUGAGCAGCUGGAACGAGGGGAAGCCCCUUGGAGGCCAGAGGAAGAUGUCCCAGGAAGCAGCUGUGCAGGUCAGCCUAGGCCCGAAGCCAAACAGUCAUCUCCACAAUGGGGUCUUUAUGUGGAAGAAUCAUUUCAGAAACCACUCCCUGGGUAUAGUCCCUCUGUUUCCACCUUGGGAGAAAAUUGGGAAAAUGAAGCCAGAUUAAAGAGAGAGCAGAAGGAUGAAAAGCAACAUACUAGACAAAAAAACAUCACUCAAAGCAAACCUUCCAAUGAAGCAAGAAUCCAUAAAUAUAAAUAUGGCGAAAGCAUCAGUCCUUGGCCAGGCCUAUAUCCACAACAAAGAGAACUUGUAGGAAACAGUCUCCAUAAGUGGGAUACACAUAAAAAGAAUUUCAGGCUAUAUUCAGCCCUAAAAAAAUGUAACAGAAUAUGUGCAAAGAAAAGAUUUUCUAAAUUUAAAGAAUAUGAGGAAUCCUUAAGUGAUAAUUCAGACCUUAUGGAAAAUCAUAGAAUAUGUAAUGGAGAAAAGACUUAUGUAUGUAAUGAAUAUGGGAAGGGCUUCUUUCAGAGGAUAUGUCUUAUUCAGCAUAAGAGAAGUCAUACUGGAGAGAGACCUUUUGAGUGUGAUCAAUGUGGGAAGUCUUUUCACCAAAGUGGACAUCUUAUUCAACAUUAUUCAAUUCAUACAGGUGAAAAACCUUAUGAAUGUAAUGAAUGUUUUAAGGUUUUUCGCCUGAGCACAGGGCUUAUUGAACACCAGAGAAUUCAUACUGGAGAGAAACCUUAUGAAUGUAAUGAAUGUGGGAAGACCUUCCGUCAUGGUUCACAUCUCAUUCAACAUCAGAGAAUUCAUACUGGAGAGAAGCCUUAUGAAUGUAAUGAAUGUGGAAAAGCCUUCCGCAAUAGCUCAUAUCUUACUCGACAUCAGAUGAUUCAUACUGGAAAGAGACCUUAUCAAUGUCAUGAAUGUGGAAAGGCCUUUCGAGACAGCUCACAGCUUACUCAACAUCAGAGAAUUCAUACUGGGGAGAAACCAUAUAAAUGUAAUGAGUGUGGGAAGGCCUUCCACCAUAGUACACAACUUAUUGCACAUCAGACUGUUCAUACUGGCGAGAAGCCUUAUCAAUGUAAUGAAUGUGGGAAGGCUUUCCGCCAGAGUUCACAACUUACAGUUCAUCAGAGAAUUCACACUGGAGAGAAACCUUAUCAAUGUAAUGAGUGUGGUAAGGCUUUCCGCCUGAGCGCAGGCCUUAGUGAACAUCAGAGAAUUCAUACUGGAGAAAAACCUUAUAAAUGUAAUGAAUGUGGAAAGGCUUUCCGCUUGGGCACAGGGCUUAGUGAGCAUCAGAAAAUUCAUACUGGAGAAAAACCUUAUGAAUGUAGCGAAUGUGGAAAGGCCUUCUGCCAUAGCUCACAACUUACUCUACACCAGAGAAUUCACACUGGAGAGAAACCUUAUGAAUGUAAGGAAUGUGGAAAGACCUUCCGUCAAAGCACACAACUUACUGUACAUCAGAAAAUUCAUAGUGGAGAGAAACCUUAUAAGUGUAAUGAAUGUGGGAAGACUUUUCGCCUGAACACACAACUUACCGUACAUCAGACAAUUCAUAGUGGGGAGAAACCUUAUAAAUGUAAUGAAUGUGGAAAAGCCUUCCGGCGGAGCACAGGACUUAGUGAACAUCAGAGAAUCCACACUGGAGAAAAACCUUAUAAAUGUAAUGAAUGUGGGAAGGCCUUCCGGCUGGGCACAAAACUUAGUGAACAUCAGAGAAUUCAUACUGGAGAGAAACCUUAUGAAUGUAAUGAAUGUGGGAAGGCCUUUAGGCAGAGCAUACAACUUACUCUACAUCAGAGAAUUCAUACUGGGGAAAAACCUUAUGAAUGUAGUGAAUGUGGAAAGACCUUCCGCCAGAGCACACAACUGACAGUACAUCAGAAGACUCAUACUGGAGAGAAGCCUUAUGUAUGUAAUGAAUGUGGGAAGACUUUUCGCCUGAGCACACAACUUACUGUACACCAGACUAUUCAUAGUGGAGAGAAACCUUAUACAUGUAGUGAAUGUGGGAAGGCCUUCCUCCACAGCUCAUACCUUAUUCGACAUCAGAUGAUUCACACUGGAAAGAAACCUUAUGGAUGCAAUGAAUGUGGGAAGACCUUCAGGCAGAGCAUACAGCUUACUCGACAUCAGCGAAUUCAUACUGGAGAGAAACCUUAUAAAUGUAGUGAAUGUGACAAGGCCUUCUGCCAGAGCUCACAGCUUACUCGACAUCAGAAAAUUCAUACUGGAGAGAAACCUUAUGAAUGUAAUUAGUGUGGGAAGGCUUAAUCUACAUCAUAAAAUUCAUACUAGAGAGAAACCUUUUGAAUAUAAUGAAUGUGACAGGGCUUUGUAAGAGACUAGAGACCUUUUUGGAUAUCAGAAAAUCCAUCCUUGAGCAGAAUCUUGUGAUUUAAUGAAUGUAGCAAAGCCUGCCUUUAAACAUGAUUUGUUCAUUAUUGGGGAAUUGAUAAUGGAGAAAAACUUUAUGAAUGUAAUGAUUGAGGAAAUACUUUCCUGCAGAGUAAAUGCCUUUCUCAUCAUCAGUUCAUACUAGUGAAAAAAUCCUUAUGCAUAUAACGAAGGUGAAGAAAAAGCCUCAUCCCAAACAAAUAACUUAUUGAUCUUGAGGCAGUGCCAACUGAAGAAAGGAUUGAUUAUUAGGAUUUCCAUAGUUUUGCAAUUGUAAAGAAACUUAAAGGUCAUCUAGUCACAAGCACAAAAUUUGAGGGUUGGAAGUGAUCUCAAGGCCAUUGUUCCAACUGAGACACUAGGCAUCCCCACUGUAACAUGUUAAAGGUGAUCUUAUAGCCUCUGCUUGAAAGCCUCAGAGGAGGGGGAGCCCACCAUUUCUUGUGGCAGGUCAUUCUUUUGGGUGACACUAAUUAUUACAGCUAUUCAUAAAAUCAAAACUAAAUUUACUCCUUUGCAGCUCCAACUCAUUACUGCUUAUUCAGCCUUUGGCAGCCAAAGAGAACAAGUUUCAUCUCUCUUCCAUAUGAGAGCCAUUCAGAUACUUGAAGACAGUUAUAUCCCCUGAGACAGUCCCAGAAUAAAUAUAAGCCCCCACUUACUUCAAUAGAUGCUCAUGUCAUGGACUCAAGGCCCAUAACCAUCCUGUUGUCUGUCCUUUGAACACUUCCCACCUUGUCAGUAUCCUUUUUAAACUGGUCCCUAGAACUGAACACGAUCCACCAGAUGCAGUCUGAUGACAGAACAAUAGGACUGUCAUCUCCCUUUUUCCUGUAAGCUAUGCCCUUCAACAGAGACCAAGAUCGUAUUAAGUGUUUUGGCUAUUACAUCAUGCUGAUUCAUUGGUCACUACUCAUUCCUACUGAGCUCAAACCCGCAGACUGUUUUCAAACCUAGUGCUUUAGAGCUCAGGGGUUCUUAACUUAAAAAAAAACCAACCUGUGUAUACACACACAC
This is a messenger RNA of Trichosurus vulpecula (common brushtail), 3857 nucleotides long. RefSeq names its product zinc finger protein 420-like. The transcript has 6 exons. Gene Ontology annotation, biological process: negative regulation of transcription by RNA polymerase II. Gene Ontology annotation, molecular function: DNA-binding transcription repressor activity, RNA polymerase II-specific. The coding region runs from base 198 to 2702 and encodes 834 amino acids. The record is from RefSeq and is a predicted model, not a curated record. Lineage: Eukaryota; Metazoa; Chordata; Mammalia; Diprotodontia; Phalangeridae.